UAUACUCGAGCGAGCUUUAAGGAUUAAGGAACUAGCCGUGAGCAGCAAGCAAACGGCAGUGAGCUCCGAUUUCAUCAACCGGGGAGACAAUAAGAACGGGAGACGAGGCGAGGCUUUGGUUUACCGGGACACAAAUAUUCCCUCCGAGUAGACAAAGGGAAGCCCGUCAGAGAGCCGUGUGUGAGUGUGUGUGUGUGUGUGAGUGUGUGUGAGUGUGUGUGUGUUUCCUGCGGGCUGCUGCUGCUGUACAGGACAGGGCGGGGCGGGGUGAUGUUUAGGUUCCGGUAUAAAGGCAGCGAGAAAAUGGGAACCAGACGAGAUGUGGAGCCCGCUGCCGAAGCUGUUGGUUCAUACCGGAGACUAGAAUGAGAAGUGGACCGUCCUGGUUUAACGGGGCGCCGGUGUAACCGUGUGGGGAGGCCGCUGGGCAGGUAGAGGAGAAGCGCCCCUCCACCCCUUGUACGUCAAUAAGAUGAGGACGCUAUUUCCGCUAUUCUGCUGUGUCUUCCUUAUUACCGGCGGAGCACACCGGGCCACCGGGAACCUAACUGUCGACAGCAGUAACGACACCAGCAGCAGCAGCAGCAGCAGCAGGUAUAUCGCGAUCGGCGACGGGUCAUCGCAGGAGUUUGAGUUUCCUGAAAACACCAACGGAGUGAUCGUGAUCUCCAGCCAGUACCGGAGCGCCGCGGCGAGCAGGAAGGGCCGCCAGAGCUGGAAGCAGACGGUGACAGUCCGCUCCCUGGACCCGGAGGUCCUCUCCAUACUUAAUGUGACGGAUAGCGGCCACGCAGGGCCGGCCAAGAGCUACAUUAUCAGCAUCCGCUCCGGGUUCCCAGGCAUGGCUCAGCUGCAGAUCCAGCUGCUGGACCUGGACCAGGACUCGGUGCCCGUUCUGGUCGAAGAGAGGACGGAUUACUCCAUCAGAGUGGCGCCUGGUACCGAUGACCCGGCCACCCGGCUCGUCCAGUCGGGUGGCCUGUCCCAUUUCUCUGAGAACCCCGUGCUGUUUGCCCUGCUGCCCCUCAUCUUCGUCAACAAGUGUGCGUUCGGCUGCAAAGUGGAAGUGGAGGUUCUGCGGGGUCUGCUGAGGAGACCCGUGCCACUGCUGCUCGGGGUGCUGGGUCAGUUCCUGGUGAUGCCGUUGUAUGCCUACUGUGUAUCCCAGCUGGCCUCGCUGCCCAAAGCGCUCUCCCUGGGCCUGGUCAUCACCUGCUCCGCCCCGGGGGGCGGCGGGGGCUACCUGUACAGCCUGCUGCUCGGAGGAGACGUCACCCUGGCGAUCUCCAUGACCCUGGUGUCCACCGUGGUGGCGGCGGCCGCCAUGCCUCUGUCGUCCGCGCUGUACGGUCGGCUCCUGGGCGUGCACGCUGCCCUGCACGUGCCCUUUGUGAAGAUCCUCGGCACCCUGCUGUUCAUCGCCAUCCCCAUCUCGCUGGGCAUGCUGGUCAAGCUGCGGCUGCCCGCCCUCACACGCGUCCUGCUGGCUCUCAUACGACCCUUCAGCUUCGCGCUCAUCGUGGGGGGCAUCUUCAUGGCCUACCAGAUGGGCGCGUCCAUCCUGGCCAACGUCAAGCCCCAGAUCGUGGCAGUAGGGGUGACCGUGCCUUUACUGGGGCUGUUGGUUGGGGCCAUCAUGGCCAAACUGGCGGGCCUGGCCCCAGCACUGAGGAAGACGGUCAGCAUCGAGGUGGGGGUCCAGAACAGCCUGCUGGCUCUCGCCGUCAUGCAGCUGUCCUUCCGCCGGGUGGAGGCGGACUUUGCGUCCCAGGCGCCCUUCAUCGUGGCCCUCAGCAGCACCUCGGAGAUGCUGCUCAUAGUUGUGGGGUACUACGCCCAGCGGAAGUUGUGUGGGUCUGUCGUCCCCAGGAGUGACGCCUGAUUGUAGCCACAGUUCUUUUUGUUUUUGUCAAGGGCAUCGGACUUGUGGGGGGGGAGGGCACUGAGUACCCAGGGC
Messenger RNA from Perca flavescens (yellow perch), 1957 nucleotides. It is a transcript of the gene slc10a3, whose product is annotated as solute carrier family 10 member 3. Bases 473 to 1882 code for a protein of 469 amino acids. Gene Ontology annotation, molecular function: bile acid:sodium symporter activity. The transcript has a single exon. Gene Ontology annotation, biological process: bile acid and bile salt transport. Lineage: Eukaryota; Metazoa; Chordata; Actinopteri; Perciformes; Percidae. Gene Ontology annotation, cellular component: membrane. The record is from RefSeq and is a predicted model, not a curated record.